Messenger RNA from Cotesia glomerata, 6836 nucleotides. RefSeq names its product Down syndrome cell adhesion molecule-like protein Dscam2. The record is from RefSeq and is a predicted model, not a curated record. Gene Ontology annotation, biological process: cell-cell adhesion. Gene Ontology annotation, molecular function: protein binding. Lineage: Eukaryota; Metazoa; Arthropoda; Insecta; Hymenoptera; Braconidae. Bases 367 to 6288 code for a protein of 1973 amino acids. The transcript has 26 exons.
GUUAGGUGUCAGUUCUCCACGCGAUUUACUCGGAGCAAGGUGCCCCCAAUCGUAUUAGUCGGCCCCCUUUUGCAUUCAGUGACUUCGUAGAGUUCUUUUAAUCCUCAAUACCAAAUUUCAUAAGUUAAAUAGAACAUACAUUUUUUAUUUAUUAAUUUAUUGCUUAAAAUUUGAUGUGAUUUUUAAAUUUAAACGUGACUUUUAACAUAUUUUUUUUCAAUUUUAUACGAUACAAGUUGACAGUUUUUUAAUCACUGCAUCUAGGAGCUGGAACUAGUUUUAGAAACACGUGACAUUUGUGAACAUGAACGGAAUAUCGAUAAAUAAAAAUGAGGAAGCUGAAUCGACGUAACGUUCCACGGCAGAAUGGCCAGUUGGCCGUUGAGAGCUGUGCUCCUGUCCAGCGCUCUUAUCCUCGUUCGCGGUCGAGGAACACUGCUGGACAGUCAAGGGCCAGUUUUAGCGUCAGAGCCACGCUCGACGGUAGAAUUUUCCAAUGACACAGGAGCAAUGUUGCAUUGUUCAGCUCAUGGGAGUCCAUCGCCAAGAGUAGAUUGGUUAAUGGGUGAUGGCUCGCCUGUACAUCCUAUUCCGAACAUCCGAGAGAUACUGGCCAAUGGUUCGAUGUACUUUCUGCCAUUCGGUGCUGAAAGCUACCGUCAUGACGUUCACUCUGCCGUGUACAGGUGCCAAGCAUCCAACAGCGUGGGUCGUGUACUUGGGCGUGAAGUUAAUGUCAAAGCUGUGGUUCGUCAGAAGUACCAAGUUGGAGUCAAGGACUCGCAUGUACUCGCGGGAAAUACUGGAGUCUUAAGAUGUGACGUUCCAACACAAGCCAAGGAAUAUGUUUCUAUAACAUCUUGGGUACAAGAUUCAGCUUUUAAUAUUUAUCCGGCUCCUGAAAGCGAUGGAAAGUAUCACAUGCUACCAACCGGCGAGCUUCUAAUUUUCUCAGUGACCGCAGCCGACACCCACAACGGGUAUCGAUGUAGAACCGUCCAUCACGUAACUGGAGAAACCAUUGAAAGCUCCAACCACGCUCGACUCAUUGUCACAGAACAUCGGAAUCCAGAGCCACCCCGCAUAAAUGAGCGCAUGAAUCCAUCCCCAGUGCGCGAAGGAGAAACAAUAGUGCUGUCGUGUAUUUCUCAGGGUGGAAAUCCACCACCGAUGUACUCUUGGUAUCGAGAGUCAAUUGGUGGUACUGAUGCUAUAGUUAAUUCUGAGAGGGCUCAUGCCAGAGGGGGCGUACUCAUAAUUCAAUCAGCAAGAGUUGAAGACGCAGGUCGUUAUGUAUGCCAUGUUAACAACACUGCUGGCUCUGAAAGAGUUGAGCUUGAAGUCUCGAUUAUUAACAGUAUUUCUAUUCAUCUAACUCCUCAACAAGUGACUAUUGACUUGGGUAAAGAUGGAAAAUUCCAAUGCGCUGUGACAGGACAGCCAACCCCGAUAAUAACGUGGGCUAAAGAUGGACUUCCAGUUAGAGAAGGUACCGGGAGAAUAAAAAUCCUCGGUAACGGCGGCUCAAUUCUUCACAUAUCCUCAGUCACCAGGGAUGACAAAGGGAUGUACCAAUGUUUUGCUAAAAAUGACUAUGAAAUGACUCAGGCGACUGCUGAACUCAGAUUAGGAGAUGCAUCUCCACAACUUGUAUAUAAAUUUAUUGAACAAACUAUUCAGCCUGGACCUAGUGUUUCUCUGAAAUGUAUUGCCACUGGGAACCCGACACCACAUUUCACGUGGACCCUAGAUGGAUUUCCUUUGCCUCAAAAUGACAGAUUCAUGAUUGGACAAUACGUGACAGUACACGGCGAUGUGAUAUCCCAUGUAAACAUAAGUACUGUUAGGGUUGAAGAUGGAGGGGAGUAUCGAUGCACGGCAGGCAACCGUGUUGCCAAAAUUCAUCACGCAGCCCGUCUGAAUAUCUAUGGCUUGCCACAUGUACGCCCGAUGGGAAGCUAUGCUGCGGUUGCAGGUGAAACGACAGUCAUCAAAUGUCCCGUUGCUGGAUUCCCAAUAGCGAGUAUUACGUGGGAAAAAGAUGGUCAAGUUUUGCCAACAAGUAGAAGACAAGAAGUAUCGUCAAACGGUACUCUAGUUCUGCACAAUGUAGACAGCAGUACAGAUCGCGGUUCGUAUACAUGUACUGCUAAAAAUAAACAGGGUCACUAUGAUUCUCAGACUGUACAAAUAGAAGUAAAAGUUCCUCCUAGCAUAGCUCCUUUUAGCUUUAACAAGGACCUAUCGGAGGGUGUACGGGCGCAAGUGGCGUGUGUUAUUGAGAAAGGCGACCCGCCGUUCACGAUAAUAUGGUCGAAAGACGGGGAACCUAUUGCAACCUCAUCCCCCUCGAAUUUUGGGUCCGCCAGUAGCACAGUUACACACAAAAACAACUUACCGAACAACGUUGCUGGGUUACGUGUUACCAGCAUGGAUGUUCACUCCAGUACCAUCUCAAUCGACCGUGUUACUGCCGCUCAUGCUGGCAAUUAUACCUGCAUUGCACGUAACUCCGUUGCCGAAGUCGCAUCUACUGCCCAAUUAGUUGUUCGUGUGCCUCCUCGGUGGGUAAUGGAGCCGCAGGAUGUUCACGCACCAGAGGGCAUGUCCAAACUGAUGCUUCAUUGUCAUGCCGAUGGGUUUCCUCCGCCUUCUGUCACAUGGCGUCGUGGUACAGGAACUAGACCUGGCAGUUAUCAUGACAUUGCUAGUCACGAACAUGCACAAGAAUUGAGAAUUCAUUCGAACGGAUCACUGGUCUUUGGCCGAGUUCAAGAGGAUCACGAGGGCUAUUAUCUCUGUGAAGCUGUUAAUGGAAUUGGUGCUGGCCUCAGCAAAGUCGUUUAUUUAACCGUUAACGCGCCCGCCCGUAUUGUGGAGAAGCACCGCAAUCAAACAGCUCGACUGGGCUCAAGAGCUUCUCUGCGAUGUGAAGCCAAGGGUGAUCAUCCCCUGAACAUUGUGUGGAGGCGGGCUGGCUCACAACUGGAACCGGCGGUAUCCGAUUAUAGGUAUAUGGUCAAGGAAAUGAACACCACAGAUGGUGCUGUUAGUAUCCUCGAGCUCAUUAGUACGUCCAGGGAGGAUAGCGGGAGAUAUUUCUGCACAGCUUCCAAUGCUUACGGUGGCGAUGAAAUGACCAUGCAUCUCUAUAUACAAGAACCUCCGGAUUUCCCUCGAAAUAUCCACGUCCUAGAAAAGGGAAGUCGCCAUAUUAAAUUAGGGUGGACUAGCAGUCAGGAUGGGAAUAGUCCAAUUACUCAGUACAUUAUUGAAUAUAAAACAGAUUCAGAAAUUUGGCACGACCAUACGUUCCACGCGACAGUUUCUGGAACGCAAACAUACGGGCAUGUGAAUGGUUUGCGUCCUGCUACUAGCUAUCAGUUUCGGGUAUUUGCUGAGAACGAAUUGGGUCGUAGUCAAGCGAGCGAUAUCCUCGAAGUAACAACAGACGGUGAGAAGCCUGGAGGACCUCCUCGGAACCUCAAAGUCGAACCAAUUAGUUCGACAGACUUUAAAGUCAGUUGGGAUCCACCCGAUCAAGACUUAUGGAACGGAGAAAUUCUCGGGUACCACGUUGGCUUCAAGGAACACAGGCUGUCUGCUGAACAGUACACUUACAAAACUGUAGAAGGACGGCCGAUAUCAGCGAGCGCAACUUUGGGACUUGCUCGAACUGCCAUUCCCGGUCGCCAAUGUCAAUUGACCAAUUUACGAAAAUUCACGCGCUAUAGUGUGAUUGUCCAAGCAUACAACGCGUUAGGCCCGGGACCAAUGACGUCUGAAGUGGUCGCGACAACCCUCGAAGACGUGCCAAGUAGUCCGCCUCAAGAUAUUCGGUGUACCGCACUAUCUGCCCAAUCUCUCCAAGUAUCUUGGGAAGCACCACCGGAUACAAGCUUGAACGGAGUCCUCCGCGGUUUCAAAGUUAACUGGGAGAGCAUGGACGCGCUUACUGAGACGACCAAAUACGACACCAAAAUAACCUCUGCCUUGACGAUUGUGUUGAACAACUUGGAAAAAUAUACGAACUACUCAAUCCAAGUCGCGGCGAUGACCCGACCGGGUGACGGAAUACCCUCAGCUCCAAUUUACUGUAAAACGAAGGAAGACUUGCCGGAAGUACCUGCUGGAAUUAAAGCUGUCGCUAAUUCGAAUGAAUCGAUAAUAGUUUCGUGGUUGCCGCCUCUGAAAGCUAAUGGUGUUAUCACUACGUACUAUGUUUAUAUUAAGAGUGAAGACACUGAUGGAAAGUGGUAUAAACACAUCUCUAAGGCUCACAAGACUAGUUACAAAGCUGAAAAUCUACAGAAGAGGACGCAGUACUCUUUUCAUGUUGCUGCUGUUACUUCUGUUGGUGAAGGUCCUAAAACUUCGUCUGUUACUGCAUCUCCCUCUAGUCACGUACCUGCGGCAAUUUAUUCAUUCGGAAUGAGUCCAAUUGUUCCAUGGAAGCAAGACGUAACUUUGCCUUGCCAGAGUGUGGGAAAACCGUCACUUUUAUGGAAGCAAUGGGGCCAAGUAGUUAAAGCGUCCGGCAGAAUAACUAUUCGUACUGAUGGCUCGCUACAUAUUGCUGAUCUUCAUCGUGAGGACAGUGGUAAUUACACUUGUCACGUAGAAAAUCAACAUGGCUCUGAUCAAAUUACCCAUAAAUUAAUUGUCCAAGUGCCACCGUCAGCACCGCUGCUUCUCGCAACGAGUACAACGAGUAAUUCAAUAAGUGUCCAAUGGAAACCGGGUGACGACGGAGGUGCACUUACACGCGGCUACAUACUUCAUUACAAACGCAAAUUCGGGGAUUGGGAAGAGGUCAAAGUGUCACACAAAAUAAAUGGUUACUUAUUGUCGCAACUCUGGUGCGGUACCGAGUACCAAAUUUACCUCACUGCCUACAAUAGAAUAGGAAUGGGUUCGCCGAGUGAAUUCGUAAAAGCAACAACAAAAGGUUCCAAACCAGCUAAUUCUCCUGGAAGUAUCGACAAAUUUAUCACUGUCAAUGUGUCCUGGAUUGUUUUGCAUCUGAGUAUGUGGAACGACGGCGGCUGCCCUAUUACGUGGUUCGAACUCGAGUACCGGAAGUACAAUGAAGAAUUGUGGACACUUGUAUCCAACAAUAUUGAAGUUCAAAAAUCUUAUACGCUCAGCGAGCUUCAUCCAGGAACAACUUACGACAUCCGCGUAAGAGCUCACAAUAACGCUGGAUCUUCAGUGGCUGAAUACAAAAUAACGACACUUCAGCCUCAUAUCACUACAACACUGCCUACUGUGGAGAUAGAUCAAUUUAUUCCACAACAAUCUUCCGUACUAGCUGAUUUAAAGCUAAUAGUACCGUUAGUUUUAUGUUCCUUUGCUAUUAUUGCCACUGCUGGUGCUGUAUUUUACUGUUUUCGAAAACGUCCUUUGUUAGGCGACAUUGGCAGCCUUCACGAUGCUCAAACAGCUGCCGCGUUGGACAAUAAACAAAAUAUGGAGCAACGAGAGCAAUAUUACGCGACUGUACGAAAACCAUUGAGAUCACCAAUCCACGAGAUGGGAACUCUUGAGCGUAUUCCUGAAUACUCGGAAGAUAUCUACCCGUACGCGACAUUCCAAUUGAAGGAAAGUGUACCAGCUGGUGGAGAUAGUCGUUGUGAUUCAGCAGCUCCACUUCAAACUUUUGUUUAUCACGAUCCGCGGCUUUCUACUGCCGACACUCUACAAUUACGCGAGUCGGAUUGCAACCGGUACACUAAGGUGCGCGGAGGCCGUUCGUCCUCUGCGCCGUUGCAUAAAACGCACAAGGUCAAUCAGGGCAAGUCCGAGUCGGAGGAAUACGACACCCUGGGCUCGGACAGCGACACUGAAGUCGGGACCAGCAGCCGAACUGAGUCUUCCAAUCACCUCGUCGAUUCGCACCACUCGGCUUUUGCAACCGACGCGCGUGUUCACAACUUCUUGUACCAUGGACCAGAAUCUAGCACGUCUACGGAACCCUCACCGAUUUUUGAGAGAAAAUCGUUUCCUGGAAGGGGACGACCCAAGAUGUUACAGUUGGCGCGUUAUACCGGCGAGGAGACCCGUACAAGUUUCGGGACAAUCCCCAGGCCUGGCAAUCCCAAGCACCAGCCGGGUAAUAGGACCCGGGAGCAGGAGCGUGGUGAUGCAGGAUCAGGAACCCUGUUCAUCGCCAAACUGGACCCACCCUCGGGGUUCUCCGACGCGCUCGAGCUAAGUGAAGCCGAGUGCGACCUCGAUCGUGGUCACGGUGGCCAACGAAAUCGACGAGACUUCGUUAUUGCGGUGUAAAUAAUUGUGCAAAUGCUAUUUCAUAUUUAUUAUUAUUAUUAAUAUAAAUAAAAAUAUAUUGAAGCUGAUUGAUGGGAUAAAAAAAUAAAGAGAAAGUAAAGGAAGAAAUAAACAAAUUGGAUUAUACGAAUUGAUUGAGUAAACAUUAAAAGAAUAUCAACUUCUCUUACAAAUGGUUUAUCUGUCUCUCUGUAACAUGACUUUGAUAAUUAUUAUGUAAUUUAUGUCCUGAUCACAUAAAAUGUUAAAUAAAAAAAAUUGUUUACUCACACGCUCACGUUUUAAACUAACGAAUUGACUUAAACGAAAAACUAAAUGUUAAUCUCAUUAAUUAGUAAAAAACAAAUUACCGAGGAACGAAAUUUAUGUAAUGUUGAUAAAAUCUAAAAGUGAAGUUAUUGAAAAAUGAAAAACGAUUUUCGUUUUGAGUUACACGGCACUAACUUUUUAAUCGUAAGUUUAAAACGAUAAAUUUUUUCAUGUCUUGAAUUGGUAUACUGAUUUAAUUAUAAAAAUGUUUUUUAAAUAAAUAAAAAAAAAAAAUAAAA